Enterobius vermicularis (human pinworm) is the source of this 474-nucleotide messenger RNA. The record is from the annotation of a GenBank genome assembly. Lineage: Eukaryota; Metazoa; Nematoda; Chromadorea; Rhabditida; Oxyuridae.
AUGUGUUAUUUCCAGGGAGUUGUUGGUUCAUUGAGGAGUGGGAAAACAUCUUUAGUUCAUCGCUUUCUUACCGGAGCUUAUACGAACGAAGAAUCACCCGAAGGUGGUCGAUUUAAGAAAGAAGUUGUUGUUGACGGCCAAAGUUAUCUUCUUCUGAUACGUGACGAGGGUGGUGGGACUCCGGAGUAUCAGUUUUCGCAGUGGUUUGAUGCUGUAGUUUUUGUAUUUUCUUUGGAUAGUCGAGAAAGUUUUGAGACGGUAUUGCGAUAUUACAGUCAGAUGGCUAAGUGUAGAAACUUAAGCGAUGUUUCGGUACUACUUGUUGGGACACAGGAUACGCUAAGUGAAACUAAUCCACGGGUAAUUGACGAACAAGAAGGGCGUCAAAUGGCCAAAAAUAUACCUCGAUGUACAUAUUAUGAGACAUGUUCAACUUACGGAUUGAACGUAGAACGUUUGUUUAAGGAUGGUUAG